Messenger RNA from Striga asiatica, 441 nucleotides. The record is from the annotation of a GenBank genome assembly. Lineage: Eukaryota; Viridiplantae; Streptophyta; Magnoliopsida; Lamiales; Orobanchaceae.
AUGUGGUGGUUGUCCAAAUUAAUUGUACACUCACAUUUUACUAACACUCGCCACAAGCCACAUCCCACACACACCGACGACUACCGCCCCAAUCGAGAUCCGACGACUACCGUCCCAAUCGAGAUCAGGCCAGCCCCAGUCGAUGGAGCCCUUCGAUUCCAACACCAGAAAACGGCGGACCCACACAUGGACUUGCAGCGGGACACCAAACAACUGCCAAAGCAGCUCUCAAAACCGGCGGCGGAGGAGGAACCCGCGGCUAGCCGGACACCACCAUCCCACAGCCAUGGCCACCGCGACUCAUGGAGAAACACCACACCUGAAGACGGCCUAGCAGGACGCCAUCCCUACUCCACCGACCCGAAUCAGGUAGCAGAUGUCGAAAAUCCCCCGGCAGGAGGGCCCUACAGAAGGAAAUUGACGCCGACCAAACUUUGGUAA